AUGGGACUCUUCAAUAGACGCGCCAGAGCUCCCGCUCGCAGACCUACAACCAACAAGAACAUGGGCGAAAAGACACGGGGGUCGUCUGGUAGUACUCCUAACGAUGGAGUGCUUCCACAAUUCAAUCAUAACGGUGACGAAAUUACACGAGGUAUUCAUCCAGACGGUGAGAGUGGCCGUCGUGGAGUCCAUCCCGUCCAGUUUUUCCGCAUUAUAUGGAAGUCGUCCUGCACAGUCUCCAGCUGGGUCAAUGUGCUUUGGCCAUUCGUCCCAGCCGCCAUUGCUCUCCAUUUCAUCCACGGGGACCAUCACCUCUGGACCUUCGCCAUCAACUACAUUGCCAUGAUCCCAGCUGCCAAUCUCCUGGGGUUUGCGGGACAAGAAUUCGCGAGGAAGUUACCCAAGGUGGCCGGCAUCAUCAUCGAGACUACUCUUGGGUCAGUCGUUGAGAUUGUCCUCUUCAUGGUGUUGAUUGCGAAGGACAACGGAACUGGUGAAGCCGGGCAUGGGAAUAAGAUUCAGGUCAUCCAAGCCGCCAUUCUCGGUUCUAUCCUCACCAACCUCUUGUUAUGCCUGGGCUCCUGCUUUUUGAUUGGCGGUCUCAAGCAUAAAGAACAGCGAUUUCACGCUGCCAUCAGCGAAGUCGGGUCUGGGCUCAUCCUCGUGGCAGGAUUUGCUCUCAUGAUUCCAUCCGCCUUCUUCUCCUCCCUCAUUGGCAGCACGAGUACCGGAGGUGAAGGCUAUACCGAGGAACGACUCCGCAGCAACACCUUGAGCAUCAGUCAUGGUGUCUCCAUCAUCCUUAUGGUGUCGUUCAUGCUGUACUUGCUUUACAACUGUGUCUCACACGACAACAUUUUCGCCGAAGUCCUCGAGGCCGAUGAAGAAGCCGACCGAGACAGGCAUAUUGAUUUGGCGAAGGCCAAGUUGACCAUGACGGAGUGUUUGCUGGCCAUUGUUCUGGCAUUGGCCCUGAUCUCCCUGAUUGCAGUCUUCCUUGUGGAAGAGAUUGAGUAUGUGGUAGAGCACGGAAUUCCCGACAACUUCUUGGGUUUGAUCCUGGUGCCGCUGGUCGAAAAGGCUGCCGAGCAUCUUACUGCUGUUGAUGAAGCCUAUGACAACCAAAUUAACUUUGCACUCUACCAUUGUCUUGGACCCUCGAUCCAGACGGCUCUCUUCAACGCUCCGCUCGUGGUCAUUGUUGGCUGGGGGCUCGGCAAACCAAUGGAUCUCAACUUUGAGAUUUUCCAGGUGGUGCUUCUGAUUGUGGCCAUCUUAGUGGUGGGCAACUUCCUGAGAGAUGGAUCCUCCAACUAUCUUGAGGGCGGGCUUCUCGUGAUCGUCUACAUUAUCAUUGCUGUCACAGCGUGGUACUAUCCCAAUGCCGAACUGACAUCCUCCAACGGACGCGCCUCAACCGAGAGCGGUGGUGAAGGCACUGAGGCGCUGGCCAGUAUUGCGAAGAUGUUGAUGUCGUGA
Capronia coronata CBS 617.96 is the source of this 1479-nucleotide messenger RNA. RefSeq names its product Ca2+:H+ antiporter. Bases 1 to 1479 code for a protein of 492 amino acids. Gene Ontology annotation, biological process: calcium ion transmembrane transport; intracellular calcium ion homeostasis. Gene Ontology annotation, molecular function: calcium:proton antiporter activity. Gene Ontology annotation, cellular component: fungal-type vacuole membrane. The transcript is spliced from 3 exons. The record is from RefSeq and is a predicted model, not a curated record. NCBI's taxonomy places the organism in Eukaryota, Fungi, Ascomycota, Eurotiomycetes, Chaetothyriales, Herpotrichiellaceae.